UUAAGUAAUUGUUUGUUGAUGAAGAUGUCUGAGGUUAUGAGUGUCUCCACGACGAUUGCCCCGAGCCACCCAAGAGUCAGUGAACGAUCAAGUGCAAAUAACUCCUCCAGAAUUGCAAUGCAACCCCAUCACGAUUGACAAAAGGCCAUUUUUUUUCGUAUUAAAGCCGAAAAUUUGUCAUGUGUGUAUAUGUGUGUGUGAAUUUUUUUUUUUUCAUUUCGCACAUGUGGAGGACGAUUUUGGUGAGUUUGUCAGCCGUGUGAGGGAGUGAGAUACCCAGUCAUCGAACAAAUGAGACAAUAAGUUAAUUAACAAGACAGUCAAACUCGUCCAUCAAGAACUAAUUAAAAAAUCCGUUGGAUUUGUCCUGAAAUUUCUGAUUUACCUUCGACUUAAUUUUUCCCAUCGAAUUUCAACGGUUCUGCUCUGUCCCAACACCAACGAGAGAUUCUCCCACCAUGUGUCUGUGUGCAACAUCUGCAUUAAAAUCAUCGAGUGAAGACACAAUGGCUGCAAUGGCUGAACAGGCGUCGAAACUCCUGGAUUUCAAUCAGAAGUUGGAUAUAACACUUUUAGACAGCAUUGUGGGAUGCAUGUACACGGGAAUGGGGGAUCAGCAAAGGGUUGCACAGGAGGUGCUCACCACUCUCAAGGAGCAUCCCGAUGCCUGGACGCGGGUGGAUACUAUUUUAGAAUAUUCACAGAAUCAACAAACAAAAUAUUAUGCACUACAAAUACUGGAGCAAGUGAUAAAGACGAGAUGGAAAGUUCUCCCCAGAAAUCAAUGUGAGGGGAUUAAAAAGUAUAUCGUAGGCCUCAUUAUCAAGACCAGUAGUGAUCCAGAAACCAUGGAGAAUUCCAAGGUUUAUCUGAAUAAGUUGAACGUGAUUUUAGUCCAGGUAUUAAAACGCGAAUGGCCGAAGAAUUGGGAGUCCUUCAUCGGCGACAUCGUGGGUGCGAGUAAAACCAACGAGAGCCUCUGUCAGAACAACAUGGUCAUUCUAAGGCUUCUCUCCGAGGAAGUUUUCGACUUCUGCAGUGGACAAAUGACACAGACCAAGGCCAAGCACCUCAAGGACACAAUGUGCAGUGAAUUCUCCCAGAUAUUUCAAUUAUGCCAGUUUGUCAUGGAAAAUUCACCAAAUGUACCACUCGUGACUGUCACCCUGGACACAUUACUCAGGUUUUUAAACUGGAUUCCAUUGGGUUAUAUUUUUGAAACAAAGCUGAUCACUACGUUAAUAUUCAAGUUCUUAAAUGUCCCGAUCUUCAGAAACGUCACCCUGAAAUGUCUAACCGAGAUAGCAACAGUGACAGCAACAAACUAUGAUGACAUGUUCAUUCUCCUCUUCGCGAAUACAAUGCAGCAACUUGAGCAGAUGCUCCCCCACGACACUAACAUCCGCGAUGCUUAUGCCUUCGGCCAGGACGAGGAGCAGAAUUUCAUCCAAAAUCUAGCCAUGUUCCUCUGUACUUACUUGAAAGAGCACGGUCAACUAGUGGAGAAGAAUCAGUUGCAUGAGCCCCUCCUGAAAGCCCUCUACUAUCUCGUCCAUAUAUCCGAAGUGGAGGAGGUGGAGAUAUUCAAGAUCUGUUUGGAAUAUUGGAACGGACUGUCAGCUGAUCUCUACAAGGAAAAUCCCUUCGUGGCACCGUCGUCGAUAUACAUGUCGAAACACAACAUACCAAUACCACCAAGAAGAGCCUUCUACUGUCCAGUUCUUACGAAGGUCCGUUACAUCAUGAUAUCAAGAAUGGCUAAGCCCGAGGAGGUACUCGUCGUGGAAAAUGAAAAUGGUGAAGUUGUUCGUGAAUUCAUGAAGGACACUGACUCCAUUAAUCUCUACAAGAACAUGCGUGAGACUCUGGUUUAUCUAACCCACUUGGAUUACGGAGAUACGGAAAAAGUCAUGACAGAGAAGCUACAGAACCAGGUGAAUGGCUCCGAAUGGUCCUGGAAGAAUCUCAACACCCUCUGCUGGGCGAUAGGCUCAAUCUCCGGUGCAAUGCACGAGGAGGACGAGAAGCGUUUUCUGGUGACGGUGAUAAAAGAACUGCUGGGUCUCUGCGAGCAGAAAAAGGGUAAAGACAAUAAGGCAAUAGUAGCAUCGAACAUAAUGUACGUUGUGGGCCAGUAUCCAAGAUUCCUCAGGGCCCAUUGGAAAUUCCUCAAGACAGUGGUGAAUAAACUCUUUGAAUUCAUGCAUGAGACUCACGACGGUGUCCAGGAUAUGGCCUGCGACACAUUCAUCAAGAUAGCCCUUAAGUGCAGACGCCAUUUUGUACAGGCACAAGUGGGUGAAUCGGUGCCGUUUAUCGAGGAGAUACUCUCCACAGUGAGUAGCAUUAUUUGUGAUCUACAGAUUCAACAAGUACAUACAUUUUACGAAGCUGUUGGCUACAUGAUAAGCGCCCAGGUUGACGAUCUUACUCAGAAAGACAGGAUUGAACGUUACAUGUUGCUACCAAAUCGUGUAUGGGACGACAUUAUCAGUCAAGCAUCGAAGAAUGUUGAUGUACUGAAGGAUCAGGAUGCUGUCAAACAACUUGCCAGCAUUCUCAAGACGAAUGUUAGAGCGUGUAAAGCCCUUGGUCAUCCCUAUGUUAUGCAGUUAGGUAGAAUAUAUUUAGACAUGUUAAACGUAUACAAAGUUAUGAGUGAAAACAUUAGUGCUGCUAUUAAUACAAAUGGUGAAAUUGUUAUGAAACAACCCCUGAUAAAGAGUAUGAGAGUCGUUAAGAAGGAGACAUUGAAGUUGAUAUCAGAUUGGGUCAGCAGAUCCAACGAUCAUCAAAUGGUCCUGGAGAAUUUUAUACCACCUCUACUCGAUGCUGUAUUAUUUGAUUAUCAGAGGACAGAUGUCCCCUGCGCUAGAGAGCCUGAGGUGCUCAGUGCAAUGGCGACAAUUGUUAAUAAACUCGAGGGACAUAUCACCAGUGAAGUGCCCAAGAUAUUUGAUGCUGUCUUUGAGUGCACGCUGGAGAUGAUAAACAAGGACUUUGAGGAAUUCCCAGAGCACAGGACUAACUUUUUUCUACUACUCCAGGCUGUCAAUGUCCAUUGUUUUCCAGCAUUUUUGUCUAUUCCACCGGCACAAUUUAAACUCGUGCUUGAUUCCAUUAUAUGGGCAUUCAAGCACACCAUGAGAAAUGUAGCCGAUACUGGAUUGCAGAUACUUUAUCAGUUGCUACAGAAUAUUGAACAGCAUGAGCAGGCUGCACAGAGCUUCUAUCAAACGUAUUUCACGGAUAUUCUUCAGCAUAUAUUUAGCGUUGUCACGGAUACCUCUCACACUGCUGGCUUGACAAUGCAUGCCACUAUUCUUGCGUAUAUGUUCACACUGGUGGAAUUGGGGAGGAUCCUGGUGCCACUUGGACCCGCUCCUGAUAACAAGAUCUAUAUGCAGGAAUUUGUUGCUAGACUAUUUAAGGCUGCAUUCCCACAUCUCACUGAUAAUCAGAUUAAGAUCACAGUCCAGGGACUUUUCAAUUUGGAUCAGGAUAUUCCGGCUUUCAAGGAACAUCUCAGGGAUUUUCUAGUGCAAAUCAGGGAGUACACAGGUGAAGAUGAUUCGGAUCUCUACCUGGAGGAACGAGAGACAGCCCUUCGACUCGCCCAGGAAGAAAAAAGAAGACAACAAAUGGCUGUACCAGGCAUUAUCAAUCCCCACGAAAUGCCGGAGGAGAUGCAGGACUGAAUCAUUCACACAUACCCUCUCUCGUACCUCAAUUCGAACUUCAUCCCCUUGUUCCCCUUUACUACCACAGGCCGUCAUCAAGUUUACACUAGUUCACAUCUUCAGAAUGGAAAAUGAAAACUGGGAAGAGGAAAACAUAAACAAUGGCAGACAUUUUCCGUUGGUAUCGACCCACUCCCUCGUCUUUACGAAGUGAAUGGGGCAUGAAAUCAAUGGCUGAAUGAAUUCCAAAUUGCGAAUUAAAUUAGUUUUAACAAAUGUGAAAUCCAUUUUUUUUUUCAUUGAGGAGGUAAGCCCUUUUCCCUCUUUUUGUGGAUAAUUUUCUUAUUUUUUCAUCAAUAUAUUUCCUUUGUCUAUCGAUAAAAUGUUUUUUUUUUUGUCGUUGGAUGCUACGAAAUGCUGAUAUUAGUGGGGAAAAUGGUUCUUGUGAGUCGUAAUGACUAUAUUUCACGGUGAAAAUUAGUCUGAAUGGAUUCAUGAAGAUUAUGGUCUACUGCCAGUGAGAGACGAGGCGUUAUUUUCAUGGUGGAAGUGGAGCAUUAAUUAGUAAUAGUGUGAGGCAGAAUUUUUGUACUUUGUAAGAUGGAUCAAUGAAAUGGAGAUACAUAAUACUUGUAAUAAUUGUCCCAGUAAUGAGGUCUAAGAUGUUAAAUUUUUUUUUCCUUGGAAGUUGAUUAACGUUUGUAGUUUUUGAAGGUGAUUAAAUGAAAGUUUACCAUGAAUUUUGGCCUUUGAAUUGCGCGGGUUUUUGUAGCUGGCUAUUACUGGGUUAUUAGAUUGUUUUUGGAGUGAAGGAAUGUCAAAGAAUAUUUUUUAAAUUAUGAGUUUCAGCAUAAUUGCGAAUUUGGAACAAAUCAUUGAAAGUAAAAGAUGAAAGUCAUUAUGGGAUUGGGUUAAUUAUUUAAUUAUCUCGGUAAUGAGUAGAUUCAUAAGAAAAUUUCACAAAACAUUUUUCAGAGACAAUUGCCUAAGCUACAAAAACAUCCAGAUACAUUUUUUAUUAAAUCGAUUGGUUUGGCAGAUAAUGCAAUUUUUUAUCAAAAACAUUAGAGUAAAACAUUUUUUCACGUUCAUUAACUAUUAAAUUCUUCUAGUAAUGGAUAAUUUCCUAAAAAAAUCUCAAUAAACUCCCCUAUAAUGUA
Molecule: messenger RNA, 4840 nt
Organism: Diachasmimorpha longicaudata
Lineage: Eukaryota; Metazoa; Arthropoda; Insecta; Hymenoptera; Braconidae
Gene: emb
Product: exportin-1
Exons: 6
Coding region: 459-3698 (1079 amino acids)
Biological process (GO): ribosomal small subunit export from nucleus; ribosomal large subunit export from nucleus; protein export from nucleus
Cellular component (GO): cytoplasm; nucleus
Molecular function (GO): small GTPase binding; nuclear export signal receptor activity
Source: RefSeq, a predicted model, not a curated record